Molecule: messenger RNA, 2604 nt
Organism: Didymodactylos carnosus
Lineage: Eukaryota; Metazoa; Rotifera; Eurotatoria; Philodinida; Philodinidae
Source: the annotation of a GenBank genome assembly
AUGUCUGUUGUUGUGCCAAUACCAUUUGAUCGAUCAACAAAAUAUCUUAAUCAUCGACAUCAUCACUCACAAAAUGUACCACCAUGGAAAAAACAUGAUGUAUCACAAAAACAGCAACGAAACAUGCCAUUAUCGUUACAUUCAUCUAGACUAAAAUCGUCUCAUCUUCUCUCACGGAGUACUGAACAAUUUAUGCACAAUCAUUUAAAUGAUACAAAUAAUCAUGUUUCAUUACUUAAACCGAGUGUUCCAUCAUCAGUGUCACGUAUGUCCAAAGCCACAUCAGUGACUAUGAUGGACGAACAAAAAUUAACAAAUGGUAAUGAAGAUGAAGUACCAUCAAAUAUUGUUAACGUAAUGAAACAACGUUUUGAAUUGUUAACUUCAAAUCGGUACACGACUGCGGCAAUUAAAUAUCGUUCAUUAAGUAAAAAUAUAACAUCAGAUUCACACGAAAAUUUAUUUUUAACAAAUUCAGCCAUUCCAAAAGUUAUACCACAACAAAUGCUUCAAUCAGUGCCAUCUUUAAUACCUCAAGUACCAUUGUUACCAUCUACACUAUCUAUUGUUGUUACUAAAACACCUUCACCAUUAAAAAAUAUGGCACGAUUAUCACGAAGUCAAGAUAAUCUAACUGCUAAUCAACAUAGUACAACGUAUAUAGGAGGACACAUAGUUACUGCUGAACAAUUAUCAUCAUUUUUAACACCAAAAAAUGAUGUUAUCAUUGUUGAUACAACAGCAACAAAUUUAACUGACAAUCAUACAUUACAAUCCACACAUAAAACAUCAUCUGUUCGUCAUUCAUACACUGAAUUGCAUGUUGAUGAGGCACCAAAAGCCGGUACUGUUGAACAAGUUAAAAAUAUGUUUGAACGUCAAAUUCGAAUGAGUCGAUAUGAUACUGAUAAAUUAACAGCGUUAAUGAUUAAUAAUACGAAUAAUAAUAAUAACAGUAAUUCACGAUCGAAUAAUAUUCCUAGUUAUCGAGAAAUAUCUAGUCCACGUAGUCGUAGUUUGUCACCCUAUAAUAAUGAUCCUUUAAGACAAAAACGAACAAUGUCAGUACCGCCACAAUCAUCGUUGAAAGAACACCAGACACAAUUAUAUUAUCCUGAUCUCGUCACAUCUCAUACACCGCCACUGUCUGGCACACCGCCUACGACUACAACAGAGCAAAACUAUUCAGACAGAUUGAUGUCGACUACAGAUAAUAUUAGAACGAUGACAUUAAAAGAUAAUAGUACCGAUCAGAAUCUAAGAAUGAAUUCUACUCAUCGGCCACCAUUACCUUCCUAUAAAGUAUCAUCAACGGAAACAGUAUCAACAUUAAAAUCAUCACAAAUAGAGGAAAAACAAUUAGACAAUUUCACAAAAUCAAAUCUUUUAUUAACUUCCACUGUCGUACCUAUUCCAAUAAUACAUGAUAAUAAUAAUACUAACGCUUCUCAAGUAACGUCAGAUAUUAUUGAUUCAAAACCAAUCGAUUUUAAAAGUCACUUAGCAUUAUUUAAUCGAAAUUGUCCAAAUGAUAAUUUACUAGUCGCAUCAGUAACAACAAAUACAACCGUAUCUCAAUUGACAACUUUACCUCCUGUAGCUAAAAAAUCAUUAUCAAUUGUGCCAUCAUUAAAAUCAAAUCUCACUUUGAAUCAUCAUCAUCAUCAUCAUCAUCAUCAUAUGCGUACAAAUGAAAUAUAUUCAAAUGAUGAUUUCGUCGAUAAUUCAACAGAAUUAAAUGUAUCAACAUCUCGAACAAAUCUCUUAAUAUCAACAAAUGAAACAAAAUCUGAUGAUAUUAAAAAUUCAACAGCAGUUCAUCGUACAAAAGGUGUAACAUUUUUUGGCGGUUCAAAAGUUGAUAGUAAAGAAACAACAAUAUUAGUAAAGUCAAAUGAUAAUAAAUCAUUGACAUCUUUCACAAAUGCUCUUGUAGAAUCAAUCCCAAUACAAGUCAUUGGCGGUAAUGUCAAAUUAGAUAAAUCUUCAAUAUUCUCUGGUCUUAAAAAAGAUGUUCGUGUUCAGUUUAUUGAAGACAUUGCUACAUUUGAAUAUCCAUCGUACGAAUUUUUAAUGGCUGAAUAUGGUUUAACAGACGAUGAUAUCGAUUCGGGACAACAUUCAUCAUUAAUAAAUGGAGAUAAUAAAAAUGAAUUAAUAAAUAUGAUAAAUGAAAAUGAAAAAAUGAGUGAAAAUGGUGAUGAUGUUGAUGAUGAUGAAUUAGAACAUUUGGCACAAAUUAAUGCCAAAUUUAAUUUAAAUAAUCUUGUAGAAAAACCUGUUAAAUCAAAAGGUAGUCUUCAUACAUUUCGUCCGACACAUGUAGAACCAUAUGAACUUGGUAGCCAACAUAAUAAUAAUAAUAACAAUAUUAUAUCAAUAUUAUCUCAGUCGAAUUCGUUUUCAAAUUCAGAUAAUAAUUCUAACACUAAAUCGACAUUACCCACGUCCUAUUCCAUAAUGGCAAGACAAAAUUUAUUUACAUCCAAUACAAAACCAUCUAAUUUUUCAUCAACUAUAUCUUCGACGAAUAAUUCACUAAAACAAAAUGAUUCUAGUAUACAAUGGAGUUCAAUGUCGUCCAAUACAGAUUUACUUUUCUAG